Acaulospora colombiana is the source of this 711-nucleotide messenger RNA. The record is from the annotation of a GenBank genome assembly. NCBI's taxonomy places the organism in Eukaryota, Fungi, Glomeromycota, Glomeromycetes, Diversisporales, Acaulosporaceae.
GGCAGAGGGCUGGCCUGGGCCUCACACACUGGCGACCAAUCCGUGCCAGAAGGCCAGGCAACGGCUAAUCAGAGCGUAGGGGCGAAACACUCGCAGAGAGACAGUCCUGCCUGUAUUAUUCCAAAAGGCGUAGUUAGCAAAUUGGCCGUGAGCCGUGCCCGCAUAGGUCCUAGCUCAUUUCACCGCAUGAUGCAGACCCGGAGGUACCACAGCCGAGCCGACCUCGAUACGCAAAACGGAGAGAGAAAUGAGCAAGAAAUCACAAACGAUACUCACAUGCUCGUCGGAGAACUCGGAAUGCUGCUUGGGCUCUUGCUCCCCAACCGCGUCACUCCACUGGGCGACAAGCUCAGAGCGGCUGGGGUCAAUCCGGAGGGCAGACCAGCCAGACUAUUGCUGCCCAGCGUGAGUCCUGGAGAUCCAGCGCUCGAGGAUUUGUCUGCAUUCGAUGUCGCGGCCGCUUGGCGGGAUGGUUUCGUGGGGUUUUUGUGCGGAACAGCUGGUGGCGAAGCGCUGACCGUGACGGCUGCUUUGGAUGAAGGCGAUUGGCUGGGAGAGGGUAAGAUGGUCGGUGGAGGAGUCGUCGCUUUUGUCGGUGAACUUGACAUUGUUGACAUCGUUUUUAGUUUUGGUGAACGAUGUGUUCUCGUGGCUGAUGUUCAAAGGAAAGGUGGUAGUGGUCAAAGUCCAAAAUCAGAAUGCGCCAACUGA